AUGAGCCUCGUAAUAUGCGACACAGCCAAUGCAGGCCGAACCUCGCUGGAGUGGAUACUGACGGAAAUCCUCGAAAUCAUAGCCAGCAACGUUCCGAGCCUUGAUACCCUUUGGAAUCUACUACGAGCGUCGCCUAGGUGCUGGCGUAUCUUUACCCUCCGCUACGCUCACAUCACUGAAAGCGCACUCUCGGGAUCAAACUCGAUUACGCCAUUAUUGGUUAGGGAACUUAUCCGAGCAGUGGCACUUGUACGUGCGCAGAACUUUCCGUUUCCGUCUCUCGAUAUUCUCCGAUGGGAUUUCAUGACGGCAAUAGCGAGAAAUACAAACCGAGAUGAGUACGCUCGUUGCGGCGACACUACGGGCAUAACCUUCGGCCCAAACUCCUUACCAGACUCGCGCGAUGUUAUAACGUCCGUCGUCGCGACAGCCAACCACAUUUCGGUAUCGGCGCAAUCUGUGCUAGCUUCCUGUAUAAAGCGGCUCAAAAGAUCAAACCUCAAUUGUCUACCUCCUGACCCUGACCCUGAGCCUCGGCCUCCAUAUUUGAGCGGAGUGAUUGAAGCGAUGGGCCAGCCUACAUAUCUCGAGGAAAUGAGAGCUGUUCGGGCCUUGUGGAUAAUACAGCUGACGGGCGAAGUCAGGGCUAUGGUCAAAAGUAGGCCAGAUGUAGUCCGCUGGACUGAGGAUGAGGUUUCCCGGUUGUCUCAGAAGAACCCAGCAACUAUUUUACCGUAUGCGGCGUACCAUCAUGUUGCGGUAGAAGUUAGAACAAUGAUGUACUAUCUUCCUGCCUGUUACAAGAAUGACACCGUCUUCCGACUGCCCCAAGCACCCGCACCUUCUGAGUGCAACCGAUGGGCAACGAUGCCUUCGGACUCGCAAUCGUACGACGAAUGGUGCCUGGGAAAUGAAUCAUAUGGCGGUGAUCUUUUGUCUUGCGGAAAUUCUACAGUGUCCGACCGAUUGCCCCGACUGGGUUUCGCCUUCUGGGAAUUCGCAACAAUGUAUCGCUUAGGGUUGGCGCGUAGGUUGCCAGGCCUAACCCUAACCACUCACUACCGUCAUCUCGUCCUUCAAGGGAUUUGCGAAAACACGUUCCUAACGGUAAAGACGCAGUCUGGUGAUUGUUCCAGGGCAAUAUUCUAA
Molecule: messenger RNA, 1149 nt
Organism: Fusarium graminearum PH-1
Lineage: Eukaryota; Fungi; Ascomycota; Sordariomycetes; Hypocreales; Nectriaceae
Exons: 1
Coding region: 1-1149 (382 amino acids)
Source: RefSeq, a predicted model, not a curated record